UUUCGAAGAGAAUCGCCGCGGACCUGGACAGCAAGAACCAAAACCGCCCAUCAUGUACACCGCCUCAUUCGCCUUCUUCGAGGCACUAUGGGAUGCCGGCGUAACUCACGUCUUCGUAAACCUCGGCAGCGACCACCCCUCCAUCCUCGAAGCAAUCGUCAAAGGCCAACGCGAAACCCCCCACAAAUUCCCCAAAAUUCUCACCUGCCCCAACGAAAUGGUCGCCAUGUCUCUCGCCGACGGUUUCGCCCGGCUCACCAACCGUCCACAAGCCGUCAUCGUGCACGUUGACGUCGGCACCCAGGGUCUCGGAGCGGCGGUGCACAAUGCAUCUUGUGGACGGGCGCCGGUGUUGAUUUUCGCGGGACUGAGUCCGGUGACGUGUGAAGGGGAGCUGAGGGGUAGUCGUACGGAGUAUAUCCAUUGGAUUCAGGAUGUGCCGGAUCAGAGGCAGAUUGUGGGGCAGUAUUGUCGGUAUAGUGGGGAGAUUAAGAGGGGGGUAAAUGUUAAGCAAUUGGUCAAUCGUGCGUUGUCCUUUGCUACGUCGGAACCGAGAGGACCGGUCUAUUUGCUUGGAUCUCGGGAGGCUAUGGAAGAGGAGAUCGAGCCUUACUCCAUCAACCAAGCACAUUGGACGUCAGUCACCCUUGGCGGACUCACGCCACCGCAAGUCUCCCUCAUCGCCGACGCUUUGAUCGAAGCUGAACGGCCUCUUCUCAUCACCGGCUACUCAGGCCGCAACCACUCCGUCCCCGCCGCACUCGUCGACCUCGCAACGGCAGUCCCAGGUCUCCGCGUCCUCGACACCGGCGGCUCAGACAUGUGCUUCCCCUCCAACCACCCCGCCUGGCUCGGUCUCCGCUACGGCGUGCACGAAGCAAUCCCCAAAGCCGACGUCAUCCUCGUCCUCGACUGCGACGUCCCCUGGAUUCCAACCCAAUGCGCCCCCUCCCCCACCGCCAAAAUCUACCACCUCGACGUCGACGCCCUAAAACAGCAAAUGCCAGUCUUCUACAUCCCCGCCCUUGCCCGCUUCCGCGUCGACGCUUUCACCGCCAUCUCCCAACUCGCAACCUACACCACCUCCACUUACUCCACCCGCGUGCAAUCGGCACCUUACACCGACCGCGCCGCCGCUCUUCAAGAAUCUCACAAAUCCGCCAUAACCCACCUGCAAUCCCUCGCCGUCCCGGAACCCGACAACACCUUCCAAACCUCCUACCUCGCCUCCCGUCUCCGCGCUCUCUUACCAGAAGACACAAUCUUCGCCAUCGAAGCCGUGACCAACGCUCCCUCCAUCCACGACCAACUCCGUCCCCACCUCCCCGGAACCUGGAUCAAUUGCGGCGGCGGCGGACUAGGCUGGUCCGGAGGCGGCGCUCUUGGAAUAAAACUCGCCGCCGAUGAAGUCGCCGGCGGGAAGGGUAAGGGGAAAUUCGUUUGCCAAAUCGUCGGCGACGGGACGUUCCUGUUCAGCGUUCCUGGUUCGGUAUACUGGAUUGCGGAACGGUAUAAGAUCCCGAUAUUGACGAUUGUGCUGAACAACCAAGGUUGGAAUGCUCCGAGAAAGUCCCUGCUACUCGUCCAUCCAGAAGGGUUAGGGUCUAAGGUGGACAACGAGGAGUUGAACAUCAGUUUUGCGCCGACGCCGGAUUAUGCGGGGAUUGCGAGGGCGGCGAGUGGAGGGAAGUGUUGGGCGGGACGGGCGGCGGACGUGGAGGGAUUGGAAGUGAAGUUGAAGGAGGCGAUUGAGGUUGUCAAGGGAGGGAGGACGGCGGUGUUGGAUGCGCAGUUGGGGGGGACGGUGGGGAAGUAUCAGGGGGAGUAG
This is a messenger RNA of Zymoseptoria tritici IPO323, 1828 nucleotides long. RefSeq lists its product as uncharacterized. The transcript has 3 exons. Gene Ontology annotation, cellular component: acetolactate synthase complex; mitochondrion. Gene Ontology annotation, molecular function: flavin adenine dinucleotide binding; acetolactate synthase activity; magnesium ion binding. NCBI's taxonomy places the organism in Eukaryota, Fungi, Ascomycota, Dothideomycetes, Mycosphaerellales, Mycosphaerellaceae. The record is from RefSeq and is a predicted model, not a curated record. Gene Ontology annotation, biological process: L-valine biosynthetic process. The coding region runs from base 53 to 1828 and encodes 591 amino acids.